This is a messenger RNA of Lactuca sativa (garden lettuce), 11385 nucleotides long. RefSeq lists its product as uncharacterized. Gene Ontology annotation, molecular function: protein binding; protein serine/threonine kinase activity. Gene Ontology annotation, cellular component: nucleus. The record is from RefSeq and is a predicted model, not a curated record. NCBI's taxonomy places the organism in Eukaryota, Viridiplantae, Streptophyta, Magnoliopsida, Asterales, Asteraceae. Gene Ontology annotation, biological process: phosphorylation; nuclear-transcribed mRNA catabolic process, nonsense-mediated decay.
AAUUUUUGAAACUUCUUCACCCUGCUGUUCUUCAGCCAUGAGUUCGUCAUUCUCAUUGCCAAACUCAAAGAAACAAACCAGAGAAUUCAAGAGGGGAGAUGCGAAUUGAAAGGAGCCAUGAAUAUGCAAGGCCUUCAUCAUCAACAACAACAGUUGGCAGCUCUGCUCUCCGUUGCUCUCCCCAAAGACAAGGAUUCUUCAUCUUCAUCCUCAUCGCAACAUAACAAUCCAUCGUCUGAAGGUGGAGAAGACGACGCUUCUCGAUUGGCAGCCAUUAACUCACUUCACCGCGCCAUUGUUUAUCCUCAUAACUCACUCCUUGUCACUCACUCUGCCUCGUUUCUCGCUCAGGGGUUUUCGCAACUCAUUGCAGACAAAUCAUAUACUGUACGUCAAGCUGCUGCAACAGCCUAUGGUGCCUUGUGUGCAGUCUUAUGUUCACUCCCUAUUGGAUCAAAUGGAAGGCAAAAUCAUGUAAUUCUUGGAAAUUUAGUUGAUAGAUUUAUAGGAUGGGCAUUGCCAUUGUUUAGCAAUAUUAAUGCUGGUGAUGGGACAGUGGAAAUUGCAGCAGAAGGUCUUCAUGAAUUCCUCAAUGUUGCAGACAUUGGAGCUACUGAGAGAUACGCAUUACCAAUUCUCAAAGCAUGUCAAGAGCUUCUUGAGGAUGAAAGAACCUCCUUAAGCUUACUGCAUCGCCUUUUGACUGUGUUGACUUUGAUUUCUUUGAAGUUCUUCAUCUGUUUCCAGGCCCAUUUUGUCGACAUAGUUGAUUUGCUUCUUGGGUGGGCAAUGAUACCUGACCUUGCUGAAUCUGAUAGGAGUGUCAUUAUGGAUAGCUUUUUGCAAUUUCAAAAACAUUGGGUCAACAACUUACAAUUCUCCUUGGGAUUGCUUUCAAAGUUUUUGGGUGACAUGGAUGUACUACUUCAAGAUGGAAGCCCUGGGACUCCACAACAACGUCAAAGAUUGCUUGCUUUGUUGUCUUGUUUUUCUACAGUUUUACAAUCUACAGCUUCUGGGUUGCUGGAGAUAAAUUUACUGGAAGAAAUUAAAGACCCCCUCACUAGAAUGCUUCCUCAAUUGUUACAAUGUUUGUUAAUGGUCGGAAGGAAAUACGGCUGGUCAAAAUGGAUAGUGGACUCCUGGAAGUGUUUGACUCUUUUGGCAGAAAUUCUGAGUGAGAGAUUUUCAUCUUUCUACAGUAUUGCAGUUGACAUCCUGUUUCAAAGCUUGGAUAUGAGGAACACUGCUAAAACUUUGAAUGCUGAGAAACUGACUUCUUUUCAGGUUCAUGGGGUUCUCAAGACCAAUCUUCAGUUACUUUCACUUCAGAAGCUUGGUCUUCUAUCUUCAUCAGUAAAUAAAAUAUUACAGUUUGAUUCACCUGUUUCCCAGCUUCGUCUGCAUCCAAAUCACCUGGUGACCUCAAGUUCUGCUGCUACAUAUGUCUUCUUACUGCAACAUGGAAACAAUGAAGUUGUUGAAUGUGCAAUGAAUUCAUUACUUGAAGAGCUAAACAUGUUAAAAAGCAUGCUUGGGGGCGUUGUGGCUCCUAAAGUAUUUUCCAAAACCGAGCUUUUUGCACUCUUUAAGUUUGAUAUGAAAGUUCUCCUGAGUUGUGUUUCUUUGGGUGGUGGUAGUAGUUUGAUAGGCCAACCAGAGAUCGAUACUUUAUAUGUUAAUAGAUCAAAGAAAAUGAUAUAUCAUGUCAUUGACAAUCUGAAUCCUUUUGAAUUACCUAUUCAAGGAUAUAUGGAGUUACAAGUAACCAUUUUCAAGAUGCUAAAUAGGCUAAGUAUAGUGGAAUUUCUCAGUAAGUUCUCAUUGAGGAAACAUAACAAUGGGGUUGGACCUUCAAUGUUGAUGUUGGAGCAUUUCAGGAAGUACAGUCAGCUCCUCACGAAAGCUCUUAAUGUUUCAUCUCCUUUAGCAGUGAAGUUAGAAGCAUUACAAUGGAUACAUACAUACUGUCAGACUGUUAAACGUAUGCAUGACAAGUCAAAGUGUGCAGAUUAUGAUUCUGAGGCUAUUGGGUAUCUUGAGUUUUUUGGUGAGAUUGUGUUCUCUGUUCUUGAUGCUGCAUCUGAUAGGGAACCAAAAGUGAGGUGUCAGGUUGCAUUGGUAUUGGAAAUGUUUCUGCACUCAAAACUUAUACACCCCUCACAAAUGUACGCAUUAACUGAAGUUAUUCUUGAAAAGCUUGGAGACCCAGAUGAAGAUAUCAAAGAAUUAUUUUUGAAGUUGCUUUCUCAUGCAUUGCCCAUCACAGUACUUGUAUGUGGCAUACAUGAUGACGUGACAGUUACAAAAUACAGGCGAUCAAUCAUGCAGUGGAAGCAAAUUUUUGCCUUGAAGCAACUGCCACAUCAGCUUCACUCAAAGCAGCUUGUUUCCAUCCUAAGUUACAUUUCACAAAGAUGGAAGGUGCCUCUUUCUUCUUGGAUCCAGCGACUUGUCCAUACUUGUCACAAUUCAAAAGAUUUUGCUUUAGCCCAACAAGAAGACACAGGAAACCUGCAUGUGAUUAGCUUGUUUUUGGACAUGAACAUGGAGGAAGAUCUUCUAGAAAGAACAUGUUCAGUCAAUCUCCUUGCUGGAGCAUGGUGGGCCAUACAUGAAGCAGCUAGAUACUGUAUUACUACACGCCUUCGGACCAAUCUUGGUGGGCCCUCACAAACUUUUGCUGCUUUGGAGCGAAUGCUUGUGGAUGUUGCACAUGUAUUACAGGCGAAUACCGACCAAAGUGAUGCAAACCUAAAUAUUUUAGGUUCUUCUUAUUCUCAUGCUCACUUGUUACCAUUGAGGUUAUUACUUGAUUUUGUCGAGUCUUUGAAGAAAAAUGUGUACAAUGCUUAUGAUGGAUCAACUGUUUUACCAUCUCCAUCUCGCCAGAGUUUUGUUUUCUUUAAAGCAAAUAAAAAAGUCUGUGAAGAAUGGUUUUCUCGUAUAUGUGAGCCAAUGAUGAAUGCAGGUCUCGCACUUCAGUGUCAUGAUGCUACAAUUCAUUACUGUAGUUUGCGUCUGCAAGAGCUCAAAAGUUUAUUGGGUUCAUCUAUGAAGGACAAGUCAAGGACCCAAGUCAUUGAAAAUCUUCAAAAUAUGAAAUCUAGGUUCUUGGGAGAUAUCUUGAGGGUCUUACGGCAUAUGACCUUGUCUUUAUGUAAGAAUCAUGAGCCAGAGGCUUUAAUCGGGUUGCAAAAAUGGGUAUCGGCUGCAUUUUUUCCUUUGUUUAUGGAAGAAAACCAAAGUAUGAUUGGACCUUUGUCCUGGAUCACAGGGCUUGUCUAUCAAGCACAAGGUCAAUACGAAAAGGCUGCUGCUCACUUCACUCAUUUGUUACAAACUGAAGAGUCACUUGGCUCAAUGGGCUCUGAAGGUGUACAAUUUGCCAUAACUCGUAUAAUUGAAAGUUACAGUGCAGUUUCGGAUUGGAAAUCCCUUGAAUCUUGGCUAUCAGAGUUGCAACUUCUUCGUGCUAAGCAUGCUGGUAAAAGCUAUUCUGGUGUUCUAACAAUGGCAGGAAACGAGUUGAAUGCCAUUCAUGCCCUUGCUCAUUUUGAUGAUGGUGAUUACAAGUCAGCAUGGGGUUGCCUUGACUUGACUCCUAAAAGUAGCAAUGAACUUGCACUAGACCCGAAAGUAGCUUUGCAAAGGAGUGAGCAGAUGCUUUUACAAGCAAUGCUUUACAAUAUUGAAGGAAAUUUGGAUAAAGUGCAGCAUGAACUACAGAAGGCGAAAUUAAUGCUUAAUGAAACAUUUACCACUUUGCCACUUGAUGGGUUAACAGAAGCAGCAGAACAUGUUCAUCAGUUGCAUUGCAUAUCUGCAUUUGAAGAGAGUUGCAAGAUUUCAGGCACCCAAGACAUUUUAAGUUCAUAUAUUCGAGAAGUGCAGUUCCCAAGCAAUCACAUUUAUCAAGAUUGCAAACCAUGGAUGAAAACUCUCCGUGUUUAUCAAAGCAUUCAUUCCAACUCUCCAGUGACUCUAAAUCUCAGCUUAAAUUUACUGCGUUUAGCUCGAAAACAAAAGAACCUGAUUUUGGCAAAUCGUCUCAAUGACUAUUUGAAGUGUCAUUUAGGUGAAGAAAGUUUUCAUAAAUCCAUCCUCUCAAGUUUACAAUAUGAAGGCAUACUCUUGAUGCGUGCUGAGAACAGGCUUGAAGAGGCAUACACAGGUCUAUGGUCAUUUGUUAGUCCUUUCAUGCUUCACUCCUCACCUAUUGUUUCAGUUAUCCCUGAUGGUGUUUUAAAGGCGAAAGCCUGCUUAAAACUUUCAAAAUGGUUAAAAAAGGACCACUUGGAUGCCAAUUUGGAGAACAUUAUUCUAAAGAUACGAUCAGAAUACAGUGAUGAUACUACCAACUAUCGACCUAGGAUGGAUCUCAUUGUUGAGGAGCUUGUAGGGACAGCUACUAAGCUCUCUUCACGACUUUGUCCCACUAUGGGAAAGUCAUGGAUCUCUUAUGCUUCUUGGUGUUAUGCUCAAGCUAAGGAGACAAGUGACACCACCCUUCAAUCCUGCUCGUUUUCUCCAAUUCUUGAUUCAGAACUUGUACCAGACAGGUUUAGGUUAACUGAAGAAGAGGUCUCAAGAGUCAAACAUGUUGUUUCAGAGCUUCUUCAGAAAGCAAGAGAUGUUAAAGACUUAGAUAGCAACAAUGUUCAUGCGGUGGUGCAGCAAGUAGUGAAUAUAAUAGAAGCUGCAGCUGGAGAACUUGAAUGCCUUUCUGUUGUUGUUGCCUCCAAGUUGCAGAAAUUCUUUCUUUUUGCCAAUAUUGAUGUUGAGGGAAGUGCGUUUUUUAACGAGUUGGUUGAUGUUUGGUGGUGUUUGAGAAAGAGAAGGGUAUCUCUAUUUGGGCAUGCAGCUCAAGCUUAUAUAAAUUACCUCUCACAUUCAUCUUCCAAGUUAUGGGGUAGUCAAACAGAAGGUCAAAAGAAUUAUAGUUAUACCUUGAAAGCUACACUUCAUGUCCUGCAUAUUCUCCUAAACUAUGGGGUGGAGUUAAAAGUUACUCUUGAACCUGCACUUUCAAAAGUUCCUUUGUUGGCAUGGCAGGAAGUAACUCCUCAACUAUUUGCUCGGUUAAGCUCUCACCCUGAAGAAGAUGUUAGGAAACAGCUCGAGGGCAUUUUGGUCAUGCUGGCAAAACAAUCUCCAUGGUCGAUAAUUUAUCCAACCCUCGUUGAUAUUAACACAAGUGAAGAGGAUCCUUCGAUGGAGCUUACACGAAUAUUGGCAUGUUUGAACAAGCAAUAUCCAAGAUUAGUCCAGGAUGUCCAACUCAUGAUUAAAGAGCUAGAAAAUGUAACCAUUCUUUGGGAAGAAUUGUGGCUCAGCACACUGCAAGAUCUUCACUCAGAUGUAAUCGGACGGAUAAAUUUGCUGAAAGAGGAGGCAUCACGUAUUGCAGAGAAUGUGACUCUUAGUCAUACUGAAAAAAGCAAGAUAAACGCAGCAAAAUACUCUGCUAUGAUGGCACCCAUUGUUGUUACCCUGGAGCGUCGUUUAGCUUCCACCUCACGUAAACCUGAAACACCUCAUGAAAUAUGGUUCCACAAUGAGUACAUGGGACAAAUCAAGUCAGCCAUUUCAAACUUCAAAACUCCACCAUCUGCUGUCACACUAGGGGAAGUUUGGAGACCAUUUGACACCAUUGUUGCAUCUUUAGCAUCCUAUCAAAGAAAAUCAUCAAUAUCAUUGUCAGAAGUCGCACCUCAAUUGGCUCUACUUUCAUCAUCUGAUGUCCCAAUGCCAGGUCAGGGUAAUAUUGUCACAAUUACAUCUUUCUCUGAACAAGUAGUUAUCUUGCCAACAAAGACGAAACCGAAAAAGCUUGUUAUAAUGGGCUCAGAUGGUCAGAAAUACCCUUAUCUGUUAAAAGGCCGGGAAGACCUUCGACUUGAUGCUAGAAUAAUGCAACUUUUGCAAGCCAUAAAUGGUUUUCUGCAUUCGUCUCCUAUUGGCAUUCGCCAUUAUUCAGUGACACCUAUUAGUGGUCGAGCUGGUUUAAUUCAAUGGGUGGAAAAUGUAACAAGUAUUUAUAGCGUGUACAAGUCUUGGCAGAAUCGCGUCCAGGUGGCACAGCUUUCAGGGGUUGCUUCUACCAAUACAAAGAACUCAGUGCAAUCGCAUGUACCUCGGCCUACUGAUAUGUUUUAUGGUAAAAUUAUACCAGCAUUAAAGGAAAAAGGCAUAAGAAGAGUGAUUUCUAGAAAAGAUUGGCCUCAUGAAGUUAAGAGAAAAGUUCUUUUGGACCUUAUGCAGGAGACUCCUAAACAGCUUCUUCAUCAAGAAAUAUGGUGUGCAAGUGAAGGUUUCAAAGCCUUCCGCUCAAAAUUGAAAAGGUAUUCUGGAAGUGUAGCAGCCAUGAGCAUGGUAGGGCACAUAUUGGGUCUUGGGGACAGGCAUUUGGAUAAUAUUCUUUUGGACUUCCAUAGUGGUGAUAUUGUUCACAUUGAUUAUAACGUGUGCUUUGACAAAGGACAAAGGUUAAAAGUUCCAGAAAUUGUCCCCUUCCGUCUGACUCAAACACUUGAGGCAGCUUUAGGAUUAAUGGGCACUGAAGGCUCCUUCAAGAAAAACUGUGAAGCAGUUCUUGGUAUCUUGAAAAAGAACAAAGAUGUAGUCUUGAUGUUGUUAGAGGUUUUUGUGUGGGAUCCUCUUGUGGAGUGGACACGUGGCGAUUUUCACGAUGAUGCUGCCAUUGUUGGUGAAGAAAGAAAAGGAAUGGAACUUGCAGUUAGCUUGAGUCUCUUUGCUUCUCGUGUGCAAGAAAUUCGUGUACCUUUGCAGGAACAUCAUGAUCUCUUAUUGGCUACACUACCAGCUGUGGAAUCUGCUCUUCAGCGUUUUGCAGACAUCCUAAGUCAAUAUGAGAUUGUAUCUUCCAUAUACAAUCGCACAGAACAAGAAAGAUCUAACCUUAUUCUCCACGAAACAUCAGCUAAAACCAUUGUUGCUGAAGCAACUAAUAAUCUUGAAAAAACACGCACAUUGUACGAGUUACAGGGUCGUGAAUUUUCUCAAACUAAAGCUUCUGUAGCUGAAAAAGCCUUAGAGGCAGCUGCCUGGAUCGAACAACAUGGAAGAAUCAUUGAAGCUCUAAGAAGCAGUUCAAUCCCAGAGAUAAAAUCCCACAUAAAUUUAAUUGGAAACGAAAAAUCUUUAUCUCUUACAUCUGCUGUCCUAGUAGCAGGGGUUCCAUUUACUGUUGUCCCAGAGCCUACACAAGUCCAAUGCCAUGAUAUAGACAGAGAAGUUUCUCAGUUAAUUUCUGAUUUAGAUCAUGGGAUUACAUCUUCUGUUACAUCUCUCCAAACAUAUUCUUUAGCUUUACAAAGAAUUCUUCCAUUAAAUUACCUUACAACCAGUCCAGUCAACAGUUGGGCACAAAUUCUGAAACUUUCUGUCAGUACAAUUUCGUCAGAUGUUCUGUCCAUUACCAGAAGACAAGGUGCUGAACUUGUUGCAAAUGUUCGUGAAGAUGGUUUUGACACAGUGAAGAGCCUUCAUAAUGAUCUUUGUGUUCAAGUGGAAAAGUAUGCAGAUGAGAUUGAGAGAGUUGAAAAAGAGUAUCAAGAAUUGGUGAAUUCGAUUGGUUCAGAAACCGAGUCACGAGCUAAAGAUCGUCUCAUGGCUGCUUUCACAAAGUUUUUACAAAGUGAUUUCAACAAGAAUGAGGAAAUUUUAACCAUGGUUGGGUUAGCUGUAAGUUCUGUUUAUAAUGAGGUUAAGGUUAGGUUACUCGAGGUAUUGAAUCAUUCAAGUGGGACAAGAGCUGAUCUGGCAACCCUUUUAUGCGAGUUUGAAGAGAAGAUAGAGAAAUGUGUUCUUGUAGCAGGUUGGGUGAAUGAAAUAAAGCAGUCUACUUUCAAUAGAGAAGAAGAUUCUUUUGAGACAAACUGGGCUUCAAUUUUCAAAACCAAUUUACUUUCAUGUAAAAACUUGGUUGCUCAAAUGAUUGAAAAUGUUCUACCAAACAUCGUAAGAUCUGUGAUUUCAUAUGAUUCGGAAAUCAUGGAUGCAUUUGGAUCUCUUUCACAAAUCAGGGGGUCGAUCGAUACAGCAUUGGAACAAUUAAUUGAGGUUCAAAUAGAGAGAGGGUCUUUAAUGGAGUUAGAACAGAGCUAUUUUGUGAAAGUGGGUUUCAUUACUGAACAACAGUUAGCUCUUGAAGAGGCUGCUGUUAAAGGUAGAGAUCAUCUUUCAUGGGAGGAAGCUGAAGAGUUGGCAUCUCAAGAAGAAGCUUGUAGAGCACAGCUUGAAGAACUACAUCAAACAUGGAAUCAGAAAGACAUUCAAACUUCUUCUUUAAUGAAAAGGGAAGCAAGUAUCCGAAACGGUUUAAUCUCUGCUGAAAAUCAUUUUCAGUCUUUAAUUGGUCAAGAACAAGAAAAGGAACCACAAUAUUCAAGAAGCAAAGCUCUCCUUUUAGCAUUAGUCCAGCCGUUCUUUGAAUUGGAAUCAGUUGAUAAGACAUUAUCAUCAUAUUCAUCAGAUUCUUCAAAUGGAAUGAUCACCCAAGUUACUGAUAUGAUUACCUAUGGUAGUGCAGUACCAGGGUUUAUUUGGAAAUUCUCGGGUAUACUGGAAAACCAUUUGUUUUUUAUGUGGAAAGUGGCUGUUAUGGAUUCGUUUCUUGAUUCUUGCAUACGUGUAGCAGCUUCAUCCCGGGAUCAAAAUUUGGGAUUUGACCAGAUUCUAAAUGCUGUCAAGAAAAAGUUAUCAAUCCAACUCCAAGAACAUAUCGGUCAAUAUCUAAAGGACAAAAUCGCCCCUCUUUUGUUGACCAUGCUGAAUUCAGAAAUCGAACUUUUAAAGCAACCAACUAUGACUCAAAACGAAUUUGAAGAGAUACGAGAUACGGGUGGUGUUGACAGAGUGAAACAAAUGCUUGAAGAAUACUGCAACGCACACGAAACAGUAAGAGCAGGAAUGUCAGCUGCAUCACUCAUGAAAAGACAAGUGAAAGAACUUAAAGAUGGUUUAUAUAAAACGUGUCUAGAUAUUGUCCAGCUGGAAUGGAUGCAUGAUGUCACCUUGAGUCCAUUACAUAACUGCAGACUCAUAUGUCACAAGUUUCUUUCAAGUGAGGACAACACACUUCCAGUUAUUCUAAACCUAAGCAGACCUAGAUUAUUGGAAACUAUACGGUCUUCAGUAGGUAAAGUAGUUCGAUCACUAGACUGCCUACAAGCUUGUGAACAGACUUCAAUUACAGCAGAAGGGCAGCUUGAGAGAGCCAUGGGGUGGGCCUGUGGUGGUCCUAAUUCAGGUUUGACCGGGUCAAACUCAAACUCAAACUCUGGAAGGACCUCCUCUGGGAUUCCACCUGAGUUUCAUGAUCAUUUAGCAAAGAGACGACAGCUGUUAUGGGGUGCACGAGAAAAGGCAUCAGAUAUUAUCAAAAUCUGUAUGUCAAUAUUGGAUUUUGAAGCAUCUAGAGAUGGGGUACUAGGGGCAGAUGGCAGUGGGAGGGCAUGGCAACAAGCUUACUUUAAUGCGUUAACAAAUUUGGAUGCCACAUAUCAUUCCUUCACACGUACAGAGCAUGAGUGGGAGUUAGCACAGAGUGAUAUGGAAGCUGCUUCAAAUGGUUUGCUUGUGGCAAGCAAUGAACUGCGUGUUGCUUCUGCUAAAGCAAAGUCUUCAUCUGGUGAUUUACAGGAGACUUUUGUUGCUAUGAGAGACUGUGCUUAUGAAGCCAGCAUUGCAUUGUCUGCUUUUGGAUCCAUUACCAGGGGUCACACUGCUCUCACUUCUGAGUGUGGUUCCAUGCUUGAAGAGGUUUUGGCAAUAACAGAAGGUCUACACGAUGUUCACACUCUGGGAAAAGAGGCUUCUGCAUUACACUCUUCUCUUAUGGGAGACCUUUCAAAGGCAAAUAGCAUUGUACUUCCACUGGAAUCGGUGUUGACUAAAGAUGUUGAUGCAAUGACUGAAGCUAUGAACAAAGAAAGAGAGACAAAAAUGGAAAUAUCUCCUAUUCAUGGACAGGCCAUUUACCAUUCUUACCAUGCAAAAAUUAAGGAUGCAUGUCAUGUGAUUAAACCUUUGGUUCCAUCACUUACAUUUUCAGUCAAAGGACUCCAUUCCAUGCUUACAAGAUUGGCACGAACUGCAAAUAUCCAUGCUGGAAAUCUUCACAAGGCUCUUGAAGGAUUAGGUGAAAGCCAAGAAAUAAGGUCACAAGACUUAAACUUAUCAUCAAGGCCAGAUCUUGUAGCUGAUGACACUGAAUACAACAACAACAACACCAACAAAGAUAACGACACUUUGUCAAGAUCCGAUACAGAAUGUGAUGAAGACUUGCCUCAAACCACUGGAUUGAGUUUGCAAGAUAAAGGAUGGAUAUCUCCACCAGACUCUAUUUAUGAUGCCAGCUCAGCAGACUCUUGUCCUAUAUCCACUUCCAAUAGUUUCACUGGUUCAGAAGUAACCGAACCGCAUCCAGAUGGACAUGAUUCCAAAGAAACCAACAAUGUAUCUGGUUCUGAUUCCGUGGAAUCAGAAUCUAGAGAAAAAGAUGAUGAUUUGAAAGAUGUGGCAUUAGUGCGUUCUGGUACUUCUGUAUCAAGUCUCUCUGAAAUGAAUAUAGGAGUUGAAAAUAUAAAAAUUGGUAAGCAACAUCAAGAAUCUUUAUUGGAUCAAGAGGAAACCCGUAAAUCACCUAUGCAAAAUGUAGAUGUUACAGGCCAAGCCAGCAGCAGGGUAAAAGGUAAAAAUGCAUAUGCCGUGUCAGUUUUAAGGCGAGUAGAACUGAAAAUAGAAGGUCGAGAUAUCACUGAUAACAGAGAUAUAAGUAUUGCAGAGCAAGUUGAUUAUUUGGUUAGGCAAGCAACAAAUGUGGAUAAUCUCUGCAAUAUGUACGAAGGUUGGACACCAUGGAUUUGAAAACUACAAACACUAUGCAAACAAUGUCUAUGUGCCCUACUCCCGGAUUCCAAAACUAGGGCAACUAUGGUCCACGCACCAUUUCAAACAGGGGCAAAUUCGUCCAAACAUGAUACAUGCUGAUUGAGAUUUGAGAAUCACCUUCAUAAGUAACAUCUCUGGUUCAAGGCUAGUCUGGACAUCACCUUCCUUGCCCUCGCCCUCGCCCUCGGGCACAUCUAAGGUACAAUUCUAAGUUUUGGAGGUUUGAGACGAGAAUCUUUUUGACAAACUAACUGUCUCUAGGUUUCUCGGAAAGCGAAAGAUUGGUAAACAUGGGGCGGGGCCCACAACUUAUUUAUAAUUGCAUGUACAUGUUGGCAAGUUUCUUGUGUGUUAUGUGGUAACUACAUUUCUGCAUGCUUCAAAGAGAUGCAAUUUCUUUCCACAUGCAUUCAUGACAUAAAACAUACUCUUUCUCAUUUUUUACAAUGAUAUCAAGGCGAUCAAAUA